Molecule: messenger RNA, 2363 nt
Organism: Cloeon dipterum
Lineage: Eukaryota; Metazoa; Arthropoda; Insecta; Ephemeroptera; Baetidae
Exons: 2
Coding region: 85-885 (266 amino acids)
Source: RefSeq, a predicted model, not a curated record
UCCGAGUUUGGUGUGGCUGGCAGGCCGUCCAUCCGUCAGCCAGCAGAAAAACAGACGGGGGCGAGACGCGGCCGGCGAGCCGAAAUGUCCAAACUCGAAAGUAAGUCUCCGGUGCCGCUGCUGCGUUCGCCGAGCCACGAGUCGAUCAACACGUCGCUGUCCGUGUUUUCGGUGAGUUCGACGGACCUGAAGCGGCCGCGGGGCCCGAGCCCCAACCCGGUGCUGAUCAGGGAGCCGCCGCCCUUCGAGGAGGACGCCGACCUGCUGAGGACCUGCGCGCAGCUGUCGGCAGCGCUCGGUCUGCGCCGCAGCUUCAGCGCCAGCGAGCUCAGCGACGCCGAUGGCGCCGCUGCCAGCUCGCCGCCGCGGCCCCGCAACGCCGUGUCGGAGCUGGUGCUGUGCUGCCAGCGGCACUUCGACCUCGCCAGUGCCACCAACUCGCGCCUGCAGAACGUGUCCCGGUCGUGCUCCACCUGGGUGGCCAUCGGCGAGCCGCACAGCAACCUGCCCAGUCCGCUCUCCCACGGCGCGCAACCCUUCACGCCAGCAGACCUCGUGCGCAGCGUCAACAAACGCGUCAGAAGCCACUAUUUGCACCGGCGCCUGCUAGCCACGUGUCGCGUGUUAGAGCGGAUGAGCGCGGCGGACAUGAGCAGCCCGCCCGCUGGAGUGGCUGGGUCGUCAGGGUCACUGUUGCGGGUGCCCGGCGCGGCCGACCCUGGCCGCAGGAGGAGCCGCAACCUGCCGCUGACCAUCAGGGACAUUGAGAAGGAACGAGGCAAGCCGCUGAGCAAGUACGAACGCAACGUGAUGAUUUUCAACUGGCUGCACACGCUGGAGGACGCGGUGCUCGAUCCGCUGCCCCCGCCCGCCCCCACCAACUGACACAGCGCCGACCUGACUGCCCUGGCAGAGCUCAGCAGCUGAAAGGGGCCGUGCACACGUUUGGUUGUGCCAAAAUCUGAUUAACUAAUUGUUUUUGGCCCAUUUUUUUAAAUUCUUGUUUUACUUUGAGCCCGAAAUUGGACAAAAAGUUGAUUGCGAGUAGAUAAUUUGUUGGAAAAUUGUUUUUUUCUUUAAAAAUCAAGAUUGGAGUGGCUCUUAUUCCAUUGGGAGGGUGACACAAAGUUGCGAAGGGUCAAUCGAUUUAAUAAAACAAAAAAUUUGCCUCAGAAUUGAAAUAUUCUGAUUGCUGGCUGAAAACAUAUAAGACGCUAAAAACACUAAUUUCAACUUAUUAAAGUGGAACUGUACUGAAUAAUUGUGAAAAAAUAUUUUUUUCUUGAUAAUAUUUUUUCACGCGAGGUUUGCUGCAGUGAAAAUAGAAUAACAGACUUCAUCCUCGUUGAAAUUCAGAGUUUAUUUCCACUAAUAAUUUCUUUCUUUGCCUAAAAUAUUAUCUAAAAAUUAAGAAUGGGCUCAAAUUUUGCCUGGUUGCCGUUUAAAUGUCUAAAAAAUUCAGCUACAAAGUUUGUGAGCCAAUGAAGCGGUCAGCACUGUCUCCCUCUGUAAAAUCGUGAUUAAUUUCGCCAGUUAAGUAAAUAAAAUCAAACAUUCAAGGCCAACUACGGUGUUCAAUUAGCGCUGUAAAACGAGACGAGGGAUGAGGGAGGAUGAAAAGAGGUAGGGGCUACCACCCUGAAACCUUCUACGCUCAUCAGGGGGCACUAAUAAGAGUAAUCCACUUGUUUGAGACAACAGCGCACAAUGUAUUUAAUUAUUGGUCUGGCAAUUUUAAAGACCUUUGACCUAAACUAUUUUACUGCCGAGUUUUUAGCCACUUGAUUAAUUUUCAAAUUGCAUAGAGUUUAUCUCAUCUGCUCAUCUGGUAGCCGAGAUAAUCAAAUUGAGCAUAUGUGGCGUUAUUUAAAAAAAACGUAACUUUUCGUGCCUGUCUUAGGAAAUUCUAUUAUUCUUUUAAAAAUUAAAAAUGAUAUUUGACCGAUAUACCAAAUUGAUUGCCUUUUAUCUAACACUUUGUGUCAGCUUCCGAUGGUACAGAUGGGGUUGAUACUGAAUGCUGAGUUUCGAGGAAAAGCCUGAUGAGAGGGUUCAGUUUUUUGGCAAUUUAUGACACUUGAUAUGGAAUUCCUCAGUAAAACUAACUUCCCAUUGUGGUAUUACGAAAAUGCUCGAGUGACAGCUCGAGUUAAAUUUUUGAAACUUUUGAACUGGCUCAAAAUUGUUCUCAAGGUUGGCCUUCGAUAACAUAUAUUUUACGCCGCAUUUGUCAAAUAACUGUCCAUUUUAAAAUGCUGCUAUUAUUUGCGUCAGACCAUAUGAUAUGAAGCUAGAAUUUAAAGACCUUUUCCAAAUAAAUAAAUAUACUUGUGAAUGUCUUCAGAUGGUGUUGUUGCUGUUGU